CCCUCCACCACCACCAACACCACCCCCUCCCCCCCCCCUCGUUUGAGUGGCUCUGCCUAGGCUGGUGCAGUCUGAGGGAUGGGGGGUUAGAGCCUGCACCGUCCAACUACCUGUGUGGCCCCCGCAUGGAGGACAGUGGACAGGGAUGCGUUUGAUGCAGGACAUCUUAUCCGAGACAGGAAUGCUUCCUCAGCAUUUUAUCGGACAUGCCGACGUUACGACAUUUUAUUGACAACAUAAUAAAAGGAGUAAGACAGCCCACAUGAAGACAACUUCAGCAACACUGCAUGUGGAGUGAUUUUCUGUUUAUUUUCUCUUUUUUUGAAAGCGCGAGGCAGUUUAUUUAGCGCAGAGUUAACUUAAAAAGAGAUCAAAUGUGGUUAAUUUGAAUUAUUUUUUUUUUUUACAUUACUUUGUGUUAGAGGUAGGAGGACAUGAGUUGCAGUGCGUAAUAGGAGGAGGAGUGGACGUUGGGACGCAACGCUGCUCUUGUGUUGAUAGUCGGAAUAAAACAUGACAGUCCUGUUAUUGCCUACCUGGAGCACAGUUUGACCAUAUCUGACAAAGAUGGUGUCUUCCUCCAUCUGUGUCUCCCUGUCAUCUAGGCAUUGCAUGUGCCAACUUUUUUCUGUGAAUAUGCCUUUGUGAGAAACUCUCUGGCUCGUCACCCUCGCCGGGAUUCCCCGCAAUAUUUUCAACAAGAGACGAGAAAAAAAAAAUCUGCAAAAAUGGACAAAGAAAGUAUUGGUACUCAGUAUGAGCCUGUGGCCGAGAUUGGAGAAGGCGCUUAUGGGAAAGUGUACAAGGCGAGAGAUUUGAAGAACGGGGGACGGUUUGUAGCCCUAAAAAGAGUUCGUGUCCAGACGGAGGAGGAGGGGAUGCCUCUUUCCACUAUCCGGGAGGUGGCGGUACUGAGGCAGCUUGAAGCCUUUGAGCACCCCAAUGUUGUGAGGUUGUUUGAUGUGUGCACUGUCUCUCGAACUGACCGAGAAACCAAACUCACUCUGGUCUUCGAGCAUGUGGAUCAGGAUCUGACCACCUACCUGGAGAAGGCCCCUGACCCCGGAGUACCGCCUGAGACCAUCAAGGAUAUGAUGUACCAGCUGCUCCAGGGGUUGGACUUCCUGCACUCACACCGUGUGGUCCACCGUGACCUGAAGCCCCAGAAUAUCCUGGUCACCAGCGGAGGACAGAUCAAAUUGGCCGACUUUGGCCUAGCCCGCAUCUACAGCUUCCAGAUGGCUCUCACCUCUGUGGUGGUGACACUGUGGUACAGAGCCCCAGAAGUGCUGCUCCAGUCCAGUUAUGCUACACCAGUGGACCUGUGGAGUGUCGGCUGCAUCUUUGCUGAGAUGUUCAGGAGAAGACCGCUAUUUCGAGGAAACUCAGAUGUUGAUCAGCUUGGAAAGAUUUUUGAUGUUGUUGGGGUACCUUCAGCAGAGGACUGGCCCCAGGAGGUGGCCCUACCGCAGAGUGCCUUCACCCCCCGCCCCCCUAAGCCAAUAGAAGACUUGGUUCCAGACAUGGACGAGCAAGGACGGGCCCUCUUAAUGCAAUUCCUCGCCUUCAACCCCUCCAGGAGGAUAUCAGCCUUCGCUGCGCUGAGCCACCCCUAUUUUCAAAGUGUGGACAGCCACAGUAGAAGCGUGUACGCAGCCCAGCCCAUCCCCAGCAACAAGCCCACUAUGGAAGAGAGGACUGCCUGACAGUCCUCCUUCACCCUUAAUCAUCCCAUGCAGUGCCUAUAAAAAGCAUUCAGCUUACUGCCUCUCAGUCUGCUUCAUGUUUCAUUGUUUUUACAGCGUUAAAUCAAAGUGUGUUAAUUAACAUUUUUUGACACUGAUCAGCAGGUAAAUCUUAAAUGUCAAAGUGAAAACAAAUCUGUAGAGAUUGAUGAGAUAUAAGUAGAAAUAUAGAACACAAACUAAAUGAUUAGACAGGUAUUCACCCUCUCAAGUCAGUAUUUAGUAGAGGUACCUUCGGCAACAAUUACGGCCUUGUAAGUCGAUGUGGUUGAAUCUGCAUCAGUGUUGUACAUUUGAAUAGAGCAAUUUUGUGUUUACGAAAGUGGUUAAGCUCUGUCAAGUUGCAUGUUGAGCAUGACUGAACGGCAGUUUUAAGCUCUGCCUGAAACUUGGAUUAUGAUUCUUCCAUAUUUUUGCCAUUGUUUAAGGACUGACUUUACCGUGCUCUGUUCUCACUGCCUUCACAUUUCACUGGCAUUGUUAUCCUUCCGCUGAUUCAUCCUGUUUGACGUUUAACUAAAAAUUACAUCUUGAUUACACACAGGGGUUCGCCAUUCUACCUGUUAUUCAACUUCUAAAAAAAAGUUAACCAUGUCAUAGUUAAGAGGGAGAAUACCUACACUGUCAUUUGGGAAAUUUUGUUUUCUCUUUGACAUUAAGGACACUUUUUUCUGAUAAUCAGUGUCAAAAAAAAGCUUAAUCAACUGUGAUUCCAUGUUGUAUAUAAACUCAAAAGCAAAACAUGAACUAGGCCAAGGGGGCAAAUACUUUUUAUAGUCAAUGUACAACUCUCUGGGAAAGUACUCCGAAAAUGAGGG
This is a messenger RNA of Toxotes jaculatrix (banded archerfish), 2563 nucleotides long. It is a transcript of the gene cdk6, whose product is annotated as cyclin-dependent kinase 6. Gene Ontology annotation, molecular function: cyclin binding; cyclin-dependent protein serine/threonine kinase activity; ATP binding. The record is from RefSeq and is a predicted model, not a curated record. The coding region runs from base 729 to 1706 and encodes 325 amino acids. Gene Ontology annotation, cellular component: cyclin-dependent protein kinase holoenzyme complex; nucleus; cytoplasm. Gene Ontology annotation, biological process: regulation of cell population proliferation; signal transduction; protein phosphorylation. NCBI's taxonomy places the organism in Eukaryota, Metazoa, Chordata, Actinopteri, Toxotidae. The transcript is spliced from 8 exons.